This is a messenger RNA of Striga asiatica, 1446 nucleotides long. The record is from the annotation of a GenBank genome assembly. NCBI's taxonomy places the organism in Eukaryota, Viridiplantae, Streptophyta, Magnoliopsida, Lamiales, Orobanchaceae.
AUGGCUGAGGAGGGUUAUUACUAUGAAUCAAGAUUUAUCUGCAAGCUUUGCCAAAAAAAAUUCCCAUGUGGGAAAUCACUUGGGGGUCACAUGAGGUCUCAUGUGGUAGCAAAUUCAUCCGAAUCAGACGAAAUUUUCGAGAAAAAAAUCCAAUCCUUCGUCGAUUUCGACCAUCAAACCACCUCCAAAGACUCGAAAAUCGCCGAAUUAAUAAACGGGCAGCAGUCGAGCUACGUGUUGAGAGAGAAUCCCAAGAAAACAUGGCGUGCAGCCGACACUUCACGAAUCCCAUUGCCUCAGGACAAAAUCUGCAAGCAAUGUGGGAAAGGCUUUCAAUCUAUGAAGGCUUUGUGUGGACACAUGGCUUGUCAUUCAGAAAAGGAUAAAAACUCGAAAGACGAUAGCUCUUGGACAAGCGAAAAUCAAAAAGCGGUGCUCGACAGCUGUUCGGAUACUGAAGAAGGAGAAGAAAGGAGAAUCAGAACGCGAUCAUGUUCAAAGAGCAAGAGGUACAAGAAAUUCGUCGAGAAAUCUCAUUUUUUUGCUCUGUCUAACAAUAAUUAUAAUAAUGUGAAUGGCUCUUCGUCUAUUUCGGAGAUUGAUGGGCAAGAUCAUGAAGAGGUAGCUAUGUGUUUGAUGUUGCUGUCGAGGGAUUUAGGGAAUAAUACUAAUAAUAAUAAUUAUUCGGUUGUCGAGUCAUCGGAUAAUAACUCGGUUGUCUUGGAGACUAAGUCUUCUUCUAUCGAGAUGAGGAAAAUCGAGAAUGAGAAGAAAAUCGCGAAUAACGAUAGUGAUGAUAAGUUGAAAGGCAAGAUUUUGGAGGAUGAUUUCAAUUCCGAUUCCGGCUAUUUCUUGGAUGAGUGUGCUAAAUCCGAGUCCGACUUAUCGGUUGAUUGGCUCAAGAAGAAGAGCUUGAAAAAGAACGAGCUGCUGCAAAAAUCGAGCAAGGGUGAUGAAGAUUAUUACGAUGAUGAUGAUCGUGAUGUCGAAUCUCGAAAGAGAAAAUAUUUGGCUUCUCAAAAAAAUCCCGACUGUAAAAAGAGCAAAUACGAAUGCUACAAUUGUAAGAAGGCUUUCAAGUCAUAUCAAGCUCUUGGGGGCCAUAGGCCUUGCCACAAAAGGACGAAUGCUUUUUUCGAGAAUAGAUAUGAGAGUGGGGAAAAUAGUCCAGACGAGUCUGCGGAUUACAGCAAGAAAAAAUCGAGCGCUGCUAAAAAGACUAAGGGUACUACUAUUAAGGGAAAAGACCAUGUUUGCCCUUUUUGCGACAGGGUUUUUAAGAAUGGUCAGGCUUUGGGUGGACAUAAGAGGUCACAUUUUAUUAUAACAGGUUCUGUUGAGAAUGUGAAUGUGAAUGAGAAUUCGAGUCGUGCAGUUAAGGCUGACGAGCCUCGAGGUUUGCUUGAUCUUAAUCUUCCGGCUCCUGAAGAUGAUGGGGAUAACUAA